AACGUUUGCAUGGUCAAUAUAUAUGCCAUCCAAUAUAAUUUAAAUAUCUAAGAAAAACAAAAGUUCGACGGUGAUUCACCAACCAUUAUCCUCAACAGUAAGAACCAAACCUCAAGAAAAGAAGAGACUAACAACCAGAAAAGCAAGAAUGCAGAGUUAUCCUAACUUCUCCAUCAUAACCCAAUUGCGCAUCAAAAUAACUAAUUUGACACAUUUCCUUUAUAACAAUGCUUCUUCUCCCAUAUCUCAAUUUCCUCACAAUUCAAUAUGUACUUCCUCUUCUUUCUCUUCCUUGUCUUCUUUCUCUUCUCCUCUCCAUGCCUUUCUACUAGAACAGCACCAUUCCCUUCUUCCAAACCAAUUAAUCCAACAAGUUAUCAUAAAAUUAGAGGUUAUACAUGGCAUGAAUUUCAGAAGUUUGUGGAUGCUGGUAGAGGCAACAAAAUAAAUGGGAUUUCCGAGCUCAAGAAGUAUUUCCAUCGAUUCGGGUAUCUGAAGAUUGAUAGCUUGAAUUUUACAGAUUUAUUUGAUGAGCACUUGGAGCAUGCAUUGAUUAAAUAUCAAGAAAAUUUAGGCCUUUUAGUCAAUGGAAAACUUGAUGAAUAUACAGUUUCUCAGAUAAUUUCACCUAGGUGUGGCGUAUCUGAUUCUGCCCCUAAAUUAUUCAUGCAUGCGACUAGAAACUACGCAUUUUUCACAGGCAAGCCAAGAUGGUCUAGAAGUAUACCAAUAACUUUAACGUACGCAUUCUCUCCGGAUUAUGUAAUAAAUUCACUGAGCAUGUCGGAGAUAAAGGAUGCUUUUCAACGUGCGUUCAACCAUUGGGCAUCGGUAAUACCGGUUUCAUUCUGGGAAAGCAACGAUUACGGAUUUGCAGACAUUAAAAUAGGAUUUUACAAAGGUGAUCAUGGAGAUGGAGAGCCAUUUGAUGGGCUUCUUGGGGUUUUAGCUCAUGCAUUUUCACCAGAAAUCGGGAGGUUCCACCUUGAUGCGGCGGAGACAUGGGCAGUGGACUUUGAAAGAGAGAAAUCAGAUGUGGCUAUUGAUUUGGAAUCAGUAGCUACACAUGAGAUUGGACAUUUGUUAGGGCUGGCACAUACUUCAGUUCAAGAAGCAGUGAUGUACCCUAGCUUAAAACCAAGAGAAAAGAAAGUGGAUUUGAAAAUAGAUGAUAUUAAGGGAAUACAAGCUCUUUAUGGUUCAAACCCUAAUUUUAGUUAUCAAGAUCUUUUAGAAUCUGAUACUUCUACAAACAGUGGAGUUAGUUUGCGGAAGGCACAAUUAACAUGGUAUAGUUUUAUUUUGGUUUUAAUCUUGCGGAUGUCUAUGUAAAGCAAAAACAACGUAAUUCCGGUGCAAAAUCUUUUUGGUCAUGGUCAUGUAAAGGAAUUGACUCUUGACCCUCGUCUUUUUCCAGUUUCGAGUCCAUAAUAUGGACUCAGUCUUUAUUAACAAAAUUUGCAGUGGAGAAAACAUAGUAUCCAGAGAGUACCAUAGGUUAUAUAUAUCAGCAAUUAUUGGUCUCCUGUAAAUGUUAAUAUAUACAAUAUUUAAUGAAAACAAAUGUUUUAUAUUUGA
Messenger RNA from Capsicum annuum, 1578 nucleotides. RefSeq names its product metalloendoproteinase 1-MMP. The transcript is spliced from 2 exons. Gene Ontology annotation, biological process: extracellular matrix organization; proteolysis; collagen catabolic process. Bases 268 to 1332 code for a protein of 354 amino acids. Gene Ontology annotation, molecular function: zinc ion binding; metalloendopeptidase activity. Lineage: Eukaryota; Viridiplantae; Streptophyta; Magnoliopsida; Solanales; Solanaceae. The record is from RefSeq and is a predicted model, not a curated record. Gene Ontology annotation, cellular component: extracellular matrix.